AUGUGGCAUAAAGAGCCCUUGGAAGUAAAAUUAAAGUUCCAACUUCUGGCUGAUAUAGCCAAAUUAAAGCAUAUACAAAAAUAUCCUGAAUACAAAUACCAACCUCAUCGUCCAUACGAAAAGAGGAAGAAAACAAAAAAAAAAAUACCUCCUCAACAUGGAAAAAUAAAUUUAGAUUAUAAUGAAUUUUUCAAUCAGAAUGUGAACAAAUAUGAUUUCCAGUUAAUAAGCAACAAUCUAAAUCUGUCAAAUGAAAUUUUGAAAAACUCUCAGGAAAUCACAAGUAUGUUUAAUUGA
Molecule: messenger RNA, 297 nt
Organism: Dentiscutata erythropus
Lineage: Eukaryota; Fungi; Glomeromycota; Glomeromycetes; Diversisporales; Gigasporaceae
Source: the annotation of a GenBank genome assembly